GGGAGAUAGCGGGGCCGGGCCGGGGGCGCAGGGGAGGCUAUGGCCCGGCGGCGGCGCCGCGCCUGCAUCGCGCUGUUCCUGGUGCUGCUCUUCGCCUUCGGCACCCUCAUGGGCUUGCGCACGCUGAAGGCCCCAGACGGACUCCCCGCGCUAGGCCCAGCUCUGGAGCUGGCGCCCUUUGAGCGACGUGCGGAGGCGGCCCCUGCGCCCGCCAACCGGGCCCCGCACAGCAUGUGUGAGGAGCAACAGAAAGAGGCUGGUGUAACUUGAAGUCAGCCCCGCAGCUCGCUCGGCCCGGUCCCCGCGGAGGCCGAGCCGGCGCCCGGGCAGAGCCUGCGAGUCUACUCCGACCUGCACGCCUUCUACUACUCGUGGUACGGGAGCCCGCGGCGCGAAGGCCACUACAUCCAUUGGGACCACGUUAUGGUGCCACACUGGGACCCCAAGAUAUCGGCCAGCUAUCCCCGCGGCCGCCACAGCCCCCCGGAAGACUUGGGCUCCAGCUUCUACCCGCAGCUGGGCCCCUACAGCUCCCGGGACCCCGACGUGCUGCGGGAACAUAUGACCCAGCUCAAGGAAGCCGCCAUCGGCGUCCUGGUCCUCUCCUGGUACCCACCUGGCAUGGCUGAUGAUAAUGGGGAACCCUCAGAUGACCUGGUACCUGCCAUUCUAGACACUGCCCAUCAGUACAACAUCCAGGUGGCCUUCCACAUCCAACCUUACAAGGGCCGGGAUGACAGCACUGUACAUGACAACAUCAAGUACAUCAUUGACACGUAUGGCUCCCAUGGUGCAUUUUACCGGUAUAAGAACAGCAUGGGCAAAAGCCUCCCACUCUUUUAUAUCUACGACUCAUACCUGACAACCCCUGAGGCUUGGGCGCACCUCCUGACACCAAAUGGGCCCCACUCAAUCCGCAACACACCGUAUGAUGGAGUCUUCAUAGCUCUGCUGGUAGAGGAGGGCCACACCCAUGACAUCCUCGCAGCAGGAUUUGAUGGCAUGUACACCUACUUUGCCUCCAAUGGUUUCUCCUUUGGCUCGUCCCAUCAGAACUGGAAAGCUGUGAAGAACUUUUGUGAUGCCAACAAUCUCAUGUUCAUUCCCAGUGUGGGGCCUGGCUACAUUGACACCAGCAUCCGGCCCUGGAACAACCACAAUACUCGGAACAGGGUCAAUGGCAAGUACUAUGAGACAGCGCUGCAGGCAGCCCUGACAGUGAGGCCAGAGAUCGUCUCCAUCACCUCUUUCAAUGAGUGGCAUGAAGGCACACAGAUCGAGAAGGCCAUUCCCAAGAAGACACCCACUCGCCUGUAUUUGGACUAUCUGCCUCAUCAGCCCAGCCUGUACCUGGAGCUGACCCGCCGCUGGGCAGAGCACUUCAUCAAGGAGAAGGAGCAGUGGCUGAUGUGAGGGGCCUGAGGCAAACACCCAAGCCUUGCUGGAAGAUGUCACCAUGUAGGCUCAGCUGAGGGCACAGGCACUCACUGGCCCAGCAGCUGGGUGCUUCUGGGUGGUCAUCAAGCCAGGGCCCAUGUAGGACAGAGCCUGUUGCUGUGGCAAGCGUGCCGAGGCCCACUGCAGAGAUGCAAAGCAAGGUGGUGUUCCAGCGAGAAGGGUAGAAGCUGGCAGGUGACUGCAUGCAGCCUAGGGCAGCUCCACAUCCUCAAACCGCUUUCAUAUAAUCUUUUCUGGCUUUGAACUCUCCAUCAGGUUGCUGCUGUGUAGUGGAGUCAGGCAGUUACUGCCUUUGGAAGGGUUUCAGCAUUCUGAGCUAGCAUGCACCCUACUCCCUUCUGCCAGUCUGUGUUCCCUUAUGAGGCCUCCCUCAUUGUGUCUUCUUGAAGAUAGGAAACCACAGGUGAGACUUUCUGAAAGGGAACUUACAGGUUUAAGUUCCUCCCAGCUGUCAGGAAAUAUUCCUGAGCAGUCACAUUCACUCAACACUAACUGAGCACCUUAGUAUGUGCUCAGUGCUGGGGAAGAGGUGACUAAGAAUGGCUCCCAUCCUCCCAAUGCUACAGGGCCCAGUUUUCUUUAUUUGGUGUGGCCUUGUAGCUAGUGCCUGGCAGUUAUGUUUUCCUUUUUGGUGGUUUCACCCAGUGUUUGUUGAGUACUUUUUCCUCUGAGAAAAUACCUCUGUUCCAGAGCCUACAUAUCUCGAGUAUCUCAUCCCAGGAGAGAACUAGGACAUUUCCCUUCAGCUGGCUGAACUGAAUGAGCCCUCUCACUGGAGCCACUUGGAGCACUACUGGGGUCACAUGUAGAGGUAUCAAGUACACAUUCCUGGGGCCGGGGAUUUAGCUCAGUGGUUUCGCCGCCUGCUGCACAAGCGCAAGGACCCAAGUUCGAUCCCCGGUACCAAAAAAAAAAAAAGGAAAUCAAGUACACAUUCCUUUUGCUCUAAGACCUUGUAAAUUCUGACUUCAGUCAGAUUUUGACAUGUGGCCUGGGCUGGCUGUAGUUUUA
Messenger RNA from Heterocephalus glaber (naked mole-rat), 2469 nucleotides. The record is from RefSeq and is a predicted model, not a curated record. Lineage: Eukaryota; Metazoa; Chordata; Mammalia; Rodentia; Bathyergidae.